This is a messenger RNA of Emys orbicularis (European pond turtle), 4833 nucleotides long. It is a transcript of the gene LIMCH1, whose product is annotated as LIM and calponin homology domains 1. Bases 16 to 4833 code for a protein of 1605 amino acids. Gene Ontology annotation, cellular component: stress fiber. Gene Ontology annotation, biological process: positive regulation of stress fiber assembly; regulation of focal adhesion assembly. NCBI's taxonomy places the organism in Eukaryota, Metazoa, Chordata, Testudines, Emydidae. The transcript is spliced from 28 exons. The record is from RefSeq and is a predicted model, not a curated record. Gene Ontology annotation, molecular function: myosin II head/neck binding.
GGAUUGCUGGCACAGAUGAGAAAGGAAACGGAAGAUAUUGAGAGCCCCAAACGCAACAUUCGUGACAGUGGUUAUAUUGAUUGCUGGGACUCUGAACGCAGUGAUUCCCUUUCCCCCCCUCGCCACGGCAGAGAUGAUUCCUUUGACAGUCUGGAUUCAUUUGGUUCCCGCUCACAGCAGACACCGUCUCCAGAUGUAGUGCUCAGAGGAAGCAGCGAUGGGAGAGGGAGUGACUCUGAGUCUGACUUGCCACACCGAAAGAUGCCAGAUGUGAAAAAAGAUGAUAUGUCUGCAAGGCGGGCGUCGUAUGGCGAACCUAAAUCAGUUGUGCCUUUUAACCAGUAUCUCCCGAAUAAGAGUAACCAGACUGCCUAUAUACCAGCUCCUCUUCGGAAAAAGAAAGCUGAACGAGAAGAGUACCGGAAGAGCUGGAGUACUGCUACUUCACCACUCGGAGGAGAGAAGCCUUUCAGCAAAAACCAUCCUGAAACCAUAGAAGAAGAACAAAAUGAGGCACCAAGACAACAUGAAGAGGAGCAGGUGGGAUGCAUGGCUUCCAGGACAAACCCCAGUAAAAGUCAAGUAGAUUUGAAUCAAAACAAAGGAAAGACAAUAGAUCAGUUUCCUUCAGGUAGUGCCAAAGAAACUGCAGUGCACAAGUGCAAAGAGAAAGAUGCAGAGGAAAUCAGAAAGUUAAGAAGGCUUGAACAAGCUGGUAUUAAGGUCAUGCCAGCGGCACAACGCUAUGGCAGUCAAAAGCAAAUAUAUGAAGAUAGUGAACCUACCCCAGACAUCAUUCUUCACAAGGAGAAACCCUCUAUGAUGCAUUGUCAAGGGAAGGAUUCUGGAUCAGAAGAUGAAGCAGUGUUCAGAGUUCCUGAUCUAGAAAAGGAUGACUUUGCAGCCCGGAGAGCAAGACUGAAUCAGCCCAAACUUACAGUGUCAUUUAACCAGUUUUUAGUUGGGCCCUGUACAAAUAAAGAUAAAGGUAAACUGGAAGGUGCUGAAAAGCCAUUACAGAAGGAAAAACAGGAAUAUGCCAGAGCAAACCAGGUACAUAUGGCAUCAGCGAGGCAAAUUGUGACACGUAAAGAAAACCCAUUCCUGCAGUCUCAGGAUAACGAGUCGGAGGAGGAAGAGCAGGUGAAAGUACCUGAUAUUCAAAGAGAUGACCUGGCUAAACGAAAGACUCAGAGUAACCUUACCCAGCAACAAGAGUCUCCAGUAUUUGUGAAAGCUUCUAUAACACAAGCAGAUUUGGAGACGUGGGACAGACUGAAAGUGUCCGAGGAGCUCAGUGAAGAAGACCUCAAAUGCUCCAAGGAUCCUGAACCAUCCGCUGAAACUGCAGUGGAAGCAGCCAUUCAUGAUGAUUUUGCUAGCUGUAAAGCAAGAGCAUACAAAAAGGCUUCUAGCCCCAAGCAGAGGUUUGUGCACUUUGGGCCAGUGACUGAGAUUGAUCAACAGAAAUGGGAGAAGCUUAGUAUUGCCAGGGCCACAUCCAACAGUGAAACCACAGAGGAGACUGGGAGGGAAAGUGCUGAGAGACAGAUUUGCCAUGAAACCUUUGCAUCUGCCACUGCCUGCAGCCUCACUACCAUUGGACAUAAUAAUGAAGUCUCCAGGCCACAAAAUGAUUCCAGUGAGGUAGCACGGUCAGGUACAGAUGAAUAUUGCCAAGGAAUCCAGUUGGCUGCCUGUGUUGUCUCUCAGAACCAAACUCCAUGCAGAUUGAGUGAAGGGCAUGAAAGCAGGGAGGAAGAGCUUGAUGGGAGAGAUGAUAUGAUGGCUAGAAGGAUGGGAACCUUUCAGAGGCAGACUAGCCCGGUUUGUAUGCCAUAUUCUCCCAUGUCAGUUGCCCAUCAUCCUCUGCAGCAACAGAAAGGAGUAAUUCAUAAGAGAGACUUGAAGACUCCACAGAAAGCAGAAAGCAGUUUGCCCUUGAAUUGCACAAUGGAACAACAUCAUGGAACAGUUUCACCUGUCUCCGUGGGCUGUAAUGUGACAAGGGACGAGAGCCAUGAGAAACUGAAAGAUCCUGACCAGAGUAGGGGUGGUUCAAAACACCAAGUGAGAAUUCCAGAUCCAAGAGAUGACAUGAUGGCAAGAAGAACUGGAGCUUUUCUAAAGCAGCCUGGACCAAGUGUUAAACAGUUCCUUCCAGUUCCUUUUUCAAAGCAGCAGAGUAGCCAGGAGAGAACUAAGAAACUUGUAAAGCCUGAAAAGAAAGUGAAGAGCACCACCACCACUGGCUCAUUCAUCCCUGAAAAAUGUCCACAAAUCUGUGCUAACAGUCCUCAGAGACUGGCAGUGCAGCCUCAACACAGAGAAGAAAAAGAACAAGAAAGACAACAUCUCCCUGAUACAGGACAAGAUGUGGCUUCCACUGUUCACAUGAGUAGUCAUAGUCUUGAUCAAAUUCACUCAGAUCAAACUUCACAGCUUCAGGAAGUUCCUGAGAGAAACAAAGUGUUGUCAUCCAGAGACGAACACCUGCAAACGAGUGUGAGUAUGUUUGACAUGAGGUGUGAAGAUGAAGCUGUGAUGCAGCCUCACAGCAAGGCUCGCCAUGAAAAACUACAGCAUAUUCACAACCAACUGAAAGAGGAUGAGGAUAGAUGGCAAGAUGAUCUGGCACGGUGGAAAAGUCGGAGAAGAAGCGCUUCACAGGACCUAAUUAAAAAAGAAGCAGAGAGAAAGAAGAUGGAAAGAUUAUUGAGUGGCGGUGAUGGAAUAAGUGAGCGAAGGAAAAGUAUCAAGACUUACAGAGAAAUUGUGGAGGAGAAAGAGAGAAGAGAAAAGGAGCUGCAUGAAGCCUACAAGAAUGCCAGGUCACAUGAGGAGGCGGAGAGCAUUCUCCAACAAUACAUUGAAAGGUUCACCAUUAGCGAAGCUGUCCUUGAAUGUUUGGAGAUGCCAAAAAUUCUGGAAAGAAGCCAUUCAGUGGAGCCAAAUUCAUCAUCGCCACCGAAGGACCCAAAUCCUAUGAGAUACUUACGGCAACAAUCGCUGCCUCCUCCAAAAUACACUGCCACGAUUGAAGCAACCAUUGUUCCCAUCAACGAAUCAGAAGCCACUGUUUCAACAGGCCAAACAUCUCCAAGCAAAACUGUUGUCUCCAAGGCUGUGCCUAUGCUGACACCCAAGCCUUAUGCACAACCCACGCAGCAGGUCUUGAAAACAUUUAAGGUAGAUGGAAAAGUCAGCAUGAAUGGCGAAACUUUCAAUGGACUUGAAGAGAAGGAUAAAGAAUGUACAACAGUGAUAUAUGCUCCUUUACUAAGAAGAUCUCCAAAGUUUGAAGGGGUGGCCAGAGUGGAUGGAUACCCGGUGGAACUGAAGCAGGACACCACUAGCAUUGAGCUCAGUUUAAAGAGGCCUGCCACUCACACUGUGCCCAGAGAGCUGACAGCCUCCUUCACUGAAGAAGCUAAACCAGCCAACCAAAAAGCUGAAACUGAUUCUGGAGGGCCAGAAAUGAUGAAUUCGGGGUUUGCUUCACCAGCUGCAGAACAGAAACAAUUCAAGACAACUGUUACUUGUGCACGUCCUGCUGUGCCCAGCGUGGAGUUCCCUCCUAGCACCCAUUCUGAAGAAGCAGCUUCAAAAGAUAAAGAUCUGAAGAAACCUGAGACACAACAACAGAAGGAAGCAGAGGUCCUAGUUACAGAGAAGGUAGUGAAGUCAAAGGCUCCAGAACAAGAAGGGAGUAUAUUAUUUCCAUCUUUGAAGAAAGUACCUGAGACCAGCCAAGUUAUUCUGCAGAACUCUGAUGAACAAGCGGAUUCUGAUAAUAGUGACAAGUCAAAUCGUUUCAGUUUCUGGUCCUGGGAUCCAGAAGAGGAACGAAAGCGACAGGAAAGAUGGCAGCAUGAACAGGAACGCUUGCUUCAGGAGAGGUACCAGAAGGAGCAGGACAAGCUGAAAGAAGAAUGGGAAAAAGCACAGAAAGAAGUUGAAGAGGAGGAGCGUAGAUACUAUGAGGAGGAGCGCAAGAUAAUUGAGGAUACUGUAGUUCCGUUCACUGUUUCUUCAAGCUCUGCUGAACCCCUCUCCACUUCUUCCUCUGUCACUGAAGAAAAUGGGACAAUGAACAUGAUGGAACUGAGCGACUCUCAAGAGGAAGAGAAACAAAAGGAAAUUAAAAGACAGGAGAAAUUACCCUGGGAGCAGGAGGGUGCAUCAUUAGCCAAAAACAAGAAAAGUGAGCCAUGCCUGGAAAAGAAAAGCAGUGUAAAUAAAGUGCCCACAGAACAUCCAGAGACUAUUCUUCAGAGGGAAAGUGAGCAGGAUCACCAGGUGUCAGUGACGGAGCACAGCUCACCAGUUAUACUGAAUCUACCAUUGACUCAGGUAUUCAGUUUACCCCACUCUGUAACUUCAGAUGUGUCGUGGAAUCAGCAGUUGUUAACGAAACAGUCACCACACAUUUCAGAAGAAGUUAAACAGAAAACAUCUCUGGAUCAGAGCAUAGGCCAGCAGGAUAAUUCCCCAGGCGAAAGGAGAAGGACAGGCUGUCAUGAGAAUUUCAGGCCUGGGUUGUCAUCUCCAUGUUCUCCUACACCUCAAAACCACUCACCCAACAGGUAUCAAAGGUCUGUCAGUGGAAAGAAACUAUGUUCUACCUGUCGGCUUCCUCUUGGGAAAGGAGCUGCCAUGAUUAUUGAAACACUCGGUCUAUAUUUUCACAUUCAUUGCUUCAGGUGUGGAAUUUGCAAGGGACAGCUUGGAGAUGCAGCAAGUGGAACAGAUGUCAGGAUUAGAAAUGGUCUUCUCAACUGCAAUGAUUGUUACAUCAGAUCCAGAACUGCUGGGCAGCCAACAACGUUGUGA